UUAAGAGCUGCAGGGCUGGGGACAUCUUGGCGGCACACUCCCAGUGAGACGACUGCUCAGGGACCCCCUAGGGCUGAGGGAGGGGCUGUGGAGCCCGCCCCAACCCCCAACCACAGGGAAAAGGAAGCAGAAAAAGGAGAAACAGCAGCAGUCACCACACUUGCUUCACAUCUCGCUCUUGGGACAUUACUGACGGGCAGAAAGCAGCUGCACGGGAGCAGAGAGCCGCAGAGGAGGAGCAUUCCGCCACAGUCUGAUAACACGCAGGAUUUAGCCGUGGCCACCAUGGGUUCUGUGAAUUCCCGAGGUCACAAGGCGGAAGCCCAGGUGAUGAUGAUGGGCCUCGACUCAGCCGGCAAGACCACGCUCCUGUACAAACUGAAGGACAACCAGCUGGUGGAGACCCUGCCCACCAUCGGUUUCAACGUGGAGACUCUCAACGUCCCGGGGCAUGUGUGUCUGACCCUCUGGGAUGUCGGGGGGCAGACCCAGCUCAGGGCCAGCUGGAAGGACUACCUAGAAGGCACGGACAUCCUCGUGUAUGUGCUGGAUAGCACAGACGAAGCCCGCUUGCCCGAGGCAGUGGCUGAGCUCAUGGAAGUCCUGGACAACCCCAACAUGGCCAGUGUCCCUUUCCUGGUGCUGGCCAACAAGCAGGAGGCACCUGAUGCUCUGCCGAUGCUUGCCAUCAGAGACAGGCUGGGCCUGGAGAGAUUCCAGGACCGCUGCUGGGAGCUCCGGGCCUGCAGUGCCCUCACCGGCGAGGGGCUGCCAGAGGCCCUGCAGAGCCUGAGGAGCCUCCUGAAAUCCUGCAGCUAGCGUGUCUCCAGGCGAGUGCAGGUGCGGCAGGGACCGGGGAGAGCAAGAAGUCUUGACCCGGACAGAGCAGCUUAUCUUUGCUCAUAUGAACUGGAAAAUCCAGCUAAUCCUUGAGAAUCUUAAACUCAGUUUAUCAAACAAAAAAUCCCUUUGCACUUGGACAAGAUGUUUUCUUCUUGGGACUUAUUAUCACCAGUGUUCAUGUUGAAAAUCAACUAUUCUUAGAAUAAUGAUACUCGAAGGAAAAAAACAUACCUCAACAAACUUCACUUAAUAACUCAUUACUAAGUGCAAACUGAGCAAUUGUAAUAAUAGAGUGACAAGUGGUUGUGUAAUAAUUAAGACCUAAAUUCACAGAGGGAAAGAGGUUUCAAAAUCAAAUGAGAAUAUCAUUUGGACCCAGUCAUGAUCUUAUGAGCAAUUAUCCCUGGUAGCCCCUGGGUAUUUGCCAUGAUGGCUCUAAGUGCAAGCAGCCAGGGCUGGCAGAUUUGAGCCAGUGAGGCUGCUCCCACAGAAUCCUAGGUUUAGAAGUUCACUGGGGUACUCAGCCAGGGGUUUGGGCCUUCCAAAAUUUAUCCUCUUCUCUAACCCUGAUUCACCCUUCUCUACCCUCUUGGCACCCUGUGUUGGUCUUUUUCUAAAACCCUUCAUUUUUUUCUUUCUUUUUUCCUGCUCUUUUCUCCUUCUUGUAGCACGUGUUUCCUUAAAGAUCAGAUUAAUCAGUGAUUUCAUUCAUUCAUUUAUUCAUUCAUUUAAUCAAAAAAUACAGAGAGCAUUGAAUUUGUGGCAAAAGACACUGAGCUUUUAGAUAUGAACCAGGCCCUACCAGAUGGAAUGUGUGAAUUUUGAAGAUACCUAUAAUAGGAAUGAAUUGCUCUCAUUAUUAAUAGUGAAUACUUUCUAUAAUCUGAGUUUUUAAAUUGCACAUGGCUUACAUUUGGCACCUGCUCUCAUGAUAAACAGCUCUAAAUGUUGGCUAUUCCUCCCUAUCCUGGGCUAACACCAGCCUCCUUUUAGCUCCUGAUGGUGGUUCUGCCCUCUCUGGAGUGACACAGUAUAAACUGGCCCUCAAUACCCUUCCAACAUCUGAGAUCUGCCAGGUCCCUCUACCCAAAAUCUUCCCUUCUAGCAUCAGGUUAGGCAUGCCUAGUUCUUUCCACUAUUUGUCAAUUGACGUGUUUCAAGACUUCCUGGGUUAGAUACAGGAAAGUGCGAAGAUGCAAAGAUAAAUGAGACAAAGCCUCAGGCCUCAUGGAGCCCUGGUUGGGGAAGCAGUAGGACACAGCUCCCAUAAAAAUGCAAGGACAGAGGCUUAAUUCAGCAACUGUUU
Molecule: messenger RNA, 2149 nt
Organism: Diceros bicornis minor
Lineage: Eukaryota; Metazoa; Chordata; Mammalia; Perissodactyla; Rhinocerotidae
Gene: ARL11
Product: ADP ribosylation factor like GTPase 11
Exons: 2
Coding region: 286-819 (177 amino acids)
Biological process (GO): vesicle-mediated transport; intracellular protein transport
Cellular component (GO): cytoplasm
Molecular function (GO): GTPase activity; GTP binding
Source: RefSeq, a predicted model, not a curated record